Messenger RNA from Achroia grisella, 2331 nucleotides. It is a transcript of the gene PPO2, whose product is annotated as phenoloxidase subunit 2. Gene Ontology annotation, molecular function: oxidoreductase activity. The transcript is spliced from 12 exons. The coding region runs from base 1 to 2076 and encodes 691 amino acids. The record is from RefSeq and is a predicted model, not a curated record. Lineage: Eukaryota; Metazoa; Arthropoda; Insecta; Lepidoptera; Pyralidae.
AUGGCGGACCGUGUAAAGAGUUUCCAACUCUUGUUUGAUCGUCCCAACGAACCUUUGAUCACACCCAAAGGCGAAAAUGGAGCAAUAUUCCAACUUACUCAAGAUCUUUUGCCCGUGGACUAUGAGGACAAUGGAAUCGCGCUAAAUAAUCGUUUCGGUGAGGACGCGGAUGAGAAGAUCUCAUUGAAACCAUUAUCCAAUCCUCCGCAAUUCCCGAUAGCGUCGCAACUGCCUACCGAUGCCGACUUCUCGCUGUUCCUGCCAAAGCAUCAGGAGAUGGCCACCGAAGUUAUUGACACACUCAUGAAUAUUCCUGAAAACCAGUUAGAUGAUCUACUGUCAUCGUGUGUUUACGCUAGAGGACGUCUUAACCCACAGCUAUUCAACUACUGUUACUCAGUUGUGCUGAUGCAUAGACGUGACACCAGAAAUGUACCAAUCCAAAACUUUGCAGAGACAUUCCCAUCCAAGUUCUUGGACUCACAAGUAUUUGCUCAGGCGCGCGAGACAGCCGCAGUAUUCCCCCGUGGGGUUCCACGUACUCCGAUCAUCAUUCCAAGAGAUUAUACUGCGACGGAUCUGGAAGAAGAGCACCGGCUUGCAUACUGGCGUGAAGAUAUUGGGAUCAAUUUACAUCACUGGCAUUGGCAUUUGGUGUAUCCGUUUACGGCCAGCGACAGAGCCAUCGUCGCUAAGGAUCGUCGUGGAGAAUUAUUCUUCUACAUGCAUCAACAAAUCAUAGCCCGUUUCAAUUGCGAGCGGAUUAAUAAUUCUCUAAAGAGAGUAAAAAAAUUUAGUAACUGGCGUGAGCCGAUACCCGAAGCUUACUUCCCGAAGUUAGACAGCCUAACAUCAUCUCGCGGCUGGCCCCCGCGACAGGCUAAUAUGACAUGGCAAGAUCUAAACCGUCCCGUAGAUGGAUUGAACGUCACUAUUUCUGACAUGGAACGCUGGAGGAGGAACCUGGAAGAAGCUAUCUCAAUGGGAGUUGUCACAUUGCCGAAUGGAUCAACGCAACCUCUAGAUAUUGACACGCUGGGUAACAUGGUGGAGGCUAGCAUCCUGUCUCCCAAUCGGGAACUCUACGGAAGUGUACACAACAAUGGACACAGUUUCUCUGCAUACGUCCAUGAUCCGAGCCACCGCUAUCUCGAAUCUUUCGGCGUGAUCGCCGAUGAAGCUACAACGAUGCGCGAUCCAUUCUUCUACCGCUGGCACGCGUGGAUAGACGAUCUCUUCCAGAAACACAAAGAAUCCAGCUUCGUACGCCCGUAUAGUCGCUCCGAGUUGGAGAAUCCUGGUGUCCAAGUGACUUCAGUAAGUAUAGAAACACAGGGCAGUCCGCAGAAUGUUCUCAGUACAUUCUGGAUGUCUAGUGACGUGGACCUCUCCCGAGGACUGGACUUCUCCAACCGUGGUCCCGUGUACGCACGGUUCACCCAUCUUAAUCACAGGCCUUUCCGAUACGUCAUCAAUGUGAACAAUACGGGCAGCGCCCGGCGCACCACAGUACGGAUUUUCAUCAGCCCGAAGUUUGAUGAGCGCAAUUUAGCGUGGUCACUGGUUGACCAAAGAAAGAUGUUCAUAGAAAUGGACAGAUUCGUAACUCCAUUGAAUGCUGGUCAGAACACCAUCACGCGUCAAUCUACGGAGUCGACGUUUACGAUUCCAUUCGAACAGACGUUCCGUGAUCUAUCGGUUCAAGCUGAUGACCCACGUCGUGCCGACCUCGCGGCAUUCAACUUCUGCGGAUGUGGAUGGCCUCAACACAUGCUCGUUCCUAAGGGAACGGAGGCUGGAGCGCCUUAUGCGUUGUUCGUUAUGCUCUCUAACUACGAUUUGGACCGGAUUGACGAGCCCGGCAGCGUUGAGAUUUCCUGCAAGGAGGCGUCUAGUUUCUGCGGUCUACGCGACAGAAAGUACCCGGACAAGCGCGCCAUGGGUUUCCCAUUCGACAGACCAUCACGCACAGCCACUAACAUCGAAGACUUCAUAUUGCCUAACAUGGCACUGCAGGACAUCACCAUUCGUUUGAACAAUGUCACAGAACCUAAUCCUAGAAACCCUCAAUCCUAAAUUGCAACUUUUUUUAGGUACUCAUCAAAGUAAUGAAAUAUUACAACAAAUUCAUAUGUAACAGAAUACUAUGUGAAUAUGUUUAUUUUAUUUUUCAAGUAUUUAAUAUUCUUGUGGCAUUAAUAAAAUGAAAGGCUGGUAAUUAGGUCUAGGCUUAUGUAUUAAAUAUAAAUGUACAUAUUUAAUUUAAGAUAUUUACUGUAAAUAAUUGACCCUAUUUGUAAUACUUAAUACGAUACUGGAUUUAGAAAUAAA